Molecule: messenger RNA, 2435 nt
Organism: Pseudocercospora fijiensis CIRAD86
Lineage: Eukaryota; Fungi; Ascomycota; Dothideomycetes; Mycosphaerellales; Mycosphaerellaceae
Exons: 3
Coding region: 288-2435 (715 amino acids)
Cellular component (GO): ribonucleoprotein complex
Molecular function (GO): RNA binding
Source: RefSeq, a predicted model, not a curated record
CGACAAGCCUCCGUCCGCUGCCACCGCAGUACCGUUGCUCUUUGCUUCUGUACCUUCUCGGAGACCAAGACCAAAAAAAUCAGAAAAUCGCAAAAAACCCGUCCCGACCUUGACACCGUCGGCUCCUGAACUGUUCUGCUGCGGACGCGACAAGCCAACACACGCAACGCACACGAUUCAUCAGCACAGCUCCCGUCGCUUAGUUCUGCACGCUUCGAGAACCGCUUCGACUUUCGCUAGGCACAGAAUAUUCGCUACAGCCAGACUUCUAGCAGCGCCUGCCCAACAUGUCUGACGUCCAGAACUCAACUUCUCCUGCCGGCCAGGCUGCCGCCCCAUCCGACGCUCCUGCCACCAACGGCAACCAAAUCAAUACCGCCGUCCCAGCUGGCGGUGACAUCGGCGAGACCCCCACCAGCGCCGCUCCAACCAACGCCAACCCAAAUUCCGCCUCUCUUUAUGUCGGUGAGCUCGACCCAUCCGUGACUGAGGCUAUGCUCUUCGAGUUGUUCUCCUCCAUCGGCCAGGUUGCUUCCAUUCGUGUUUGCCGUGACGCCGUCACCCGUCGCUCGCUCGGAUACGCCUAUGUCAACUACAACAGCGCCGCUGACGGUGAGCGCGCUCUUGAGGAGCUGAACUACACCCUGAUCAAGGGCAAGCCAUGCCGCAUCAUGUGGUCUCAGCGCGAUCCGGCUCUGCGCAAGACUGGCCAGGGCAACGUGUUCAUCAAGAACUUGGAUGCCGCCAUUGACAACAAGGCUCUUCACGACACCUUCGCAGCUUUUGGUAACAUCCUUUCCUGCAAAGUCGCCGUUGACGAGCACGGCAACUCCAAGGGCUACGGUUUCGUGCACUACGAGACCUCCGAUGCCGCAAACCAGGCGAUCAAGAGUGUCAACGGUAUGCUUUUGAACGAGAAGAAGGUCUUCGUCGGCCACCACAUCCCGAAGAAGGACCGCAUGAGCAAGUUCGAGGAGAUGAAGGCCAAUUUCACCAACAUCUACGUCAAGAACAUCGACGCCGAGACCACCGAUGACGAGUUUCGCGAGCUGUUCGAGAAGUACGGCCAGAUCACCUCUGCCUCGCUUGCGCACGACGACCAGGGCAAGGUUCGAGGUUUCGGUUUCGUCAACUUCAUCCGCCACGAGGAUGCCGCCAAGGCUGUUGAUGAGCUGAACGAUCUUGACUUCAAGGGUCAGAAGCUCUACGUUGGCCGUGCUCAGAAGAAGCACGAGCGUGAGGAGGAGCUGCGAAAGCAGUAUGAGGCUCAGCGGCAGGAGAAGAGUGCCAAGUACCAGGGUGUCAACUUGUACGUCAAGAACCUGGCAGACGAGAUUGACGAUGAGGAGCUCCGCAAGAUCUUCGAGCCAUAUGGUGCCAUCACCUCUGCCAAGGUUAUGCGCGACACCACCCCUCUUGAUAAGGUCGAGGGCGCCGAGAAGGAGGAUGGUGAGAAGAAGGAGAGCGAAAGCUCUGCCGAGGACAAGGAAGAGGAGAAGAAGGACGAUGCUGAUGAGCUUGCUAAGAAGCUGGACACGGUCACCAUCGGCGGCGAGAAGAAGGUGCUCGGCAAGAGCAAGGGCUUCGGUUUCGUCUGCUUCUCCAACCCAGAUGAGGCUACCAAGGCUGUCACUGAGCUCAACCAGAAGAUGAUUCACAGCAAGCCACUCUACGUGGCUCUGGCGCAGCGUAAGGAGGUCCGCAAGAGCCAGCUCGAGGCCAGCAUUCAAGCGCGCAACCAGGUCCGUAUGCAGCAACAGGCCACUGCCGGCGGUCUUCCACAGCAGUUCAUGGCUCCACCACAGAUGUUCAUUGGUCCAAACGGCCAGCCGAUGAUGAUUCCGGGCGGACGUGGUCAGAUGCCCUUCGUUCAAGGUAUGCCACAAGGCCAAGGCCAGCGCGGCGGUUUCCCAGGAAUGCCCCAGCAGGGCGGUCGCGGUGGUCCUGCCGCUCUCCCACAGAUGCCUCAGAUGCCAUACGGAUUUCCGCCACAGAUGGCUGGCAUGCCACAAGGUUACUCCAACCCAGCUGCCUAUGCUCAGAUGAUCCAGCAAGCCCAAGCCCUUGCGCAGGGCGCUGGUCGUGGUGCUGGUCGUGGUGGCCCAGUUCCAGGUAUGCCAAUGAUGCCAGGUAUGCCAGGCCUUCCACCACAGAUGAUGGGUGGUCCAGGCAUGGGUCGUGGUGGCGCCCCAGGCGGUCAAGGCCGUGGCCCAAUGGGUGGUCGUUCAGAUGAGCAGCGCGGUCGUGCUGCAAACCGUGGUGCAGCUGGCCCAGGCAUCGAUCUUGCCGCUCUCGGCGCCGCUCCACCGCCACAGCAGAAGCAGAUGCUCGGCGAGGCUCUGUACCCCAAGAUCCACGCCCAGCAGCCAGAGCUUGCUGGCAAGAUUACCGGUAUGCUUCUCGAGAUGGACAACGAGGAGCUCAUCAACCUGUAA